UAUAAAUUCAGGCACAUUUGAUACAGUUGAAGACUCAUAGCCGACCUUUCUUCUGACUUCAACAAACCUCAUCACUUGUCAAACAUGACCGGACAAUUUAGUGAGACCAAGAAUGCCACUAAGGAAAUUCAGGUGAUUUGUGAUCAGGUGAAGCACAAAGUAGAGAAGUACCCUGAAUUCAUAGCGGUUAAAUAUAGAGAGCAGAUUGUGGCUGGACAAAACUUCAUCAUUAAGGUUCAUGUUGGAGGAGUAAACUACAUCCACCUGAGUGUCUUCCAAGCACUUCCAUGUGAUGGAGGACAGGUUGUGUUGCGUGGUGUACAAGAGCAUAAAACCGAAGAUGACCCUCUCGUACCUUUCUAAAGUGCUCACACUGCCUGUGUCAGCGGUUGCAGUGUCAUAUUAAAACGCUCUGCUUCUUUUAUUUUGAAAUGAUUCUACACUGCAAUAUUCCUUUAAAAGUGAUUUGAAUCUUUGACUUUAAAUGAAUUAAUUGUCUAGAUUUAUCUGGUGUUGGGCAGGAGCAAGCUGAAUGCACUACUUUCUAAAAAGAAAUAAAAUAAAGCAUUUAAAAAUCCUUA
Seriola dumerili (greater amberjack) is the source of this 581-nucleotide messenger RNA. Its product is annotated as leukocyte cysteine proteinase inhibitor 1-like. The transcript is spliced from 3 exons. The coding region runs from base 85 to 363 and encodes 92 amino acids. Gene Ontology annotation, molecular function: cysteine-type endopeptidase inhibitor activity. Lineage: Eukaryota; Metazoa; Chordata; Actinopteri; Carangiformes; Carangidae. The record is from RefSeq and is a predicted model, not a curated record. Gene Ontology annotation, cellular component: cytosol.